Rhododendron vialii is the source of this 3064-nucleotide messenger RNA. RefSeq names its product protein TIFY 8. The record is from RefSeq and is a predicted model, not a curated record. Gene Ontology annotation, biological process: regulation of defense response; regulation of jasmonic acid mediated signaling pathway; response to wounding. Bases 252 to 1247 code for a protein of 331 amino acids. NCBI's taxonomy places the organism in Eukaryota, Viridiplantae, Streptophyta, Magnoliopsida, Ericales, Ericaceae. Gene Ontology annotation, cellular component: nucleus. The transcript has 5 exons.
UGUUGUAUAUAUAUAUAUAUAUAGAUAGAGAGAGAGAGAGAGAGAGAGAGAGAGACACCCAUUAACAGUAUGAGAGAGAAAGUAACAAGCUUUUGCUUUUUAAUGCCCUCCCUCAUUUCCCCCCUAAAAAAGAGCGUCUGAUUCUUUCAUCUUUUCUGAAAAUCGUGCACCCUUUUGGCCCUCUCUCUCUCUCUCUCUAGCAGCAAGAUGGCGUGCAGCUGAGAUGGCCGAGUUGCUGCUGCUGCUAAAAUAUGGCUCAGAGUAACAGCAAUGCCAAGAACAGCACAGAUGAAGUGAAUCCCACUGUUUUUCAUGACUUUCUUGGCCGGAGCUGUGCCUCUGAUUCGUCGCCGGCGGCGGUGAAACCGGCGGCGUCUGCCUCUGUUGGGCCCAUUUCUGCCACUUCUGAUCUGGGUUCUGAAAGACAGGUUUCAGAUUAUUUUGAGGGGGUUCCGUUCUACGGCCCUAGGAGCGAUCUCACUGGGACUGAGAUAAGUAACAGAUUCGCAGGAAAUAAACGAAGCAAUUCAGAUUCUGCUUUUCUGGGGUCAUCCAGAGAUGGGCUUCCACAUGUGGGACCAGACUCCCUUGACGGGGUGCAUUUGAUGAAGAUGCUCCGAAAUGCAGGGGGAGAGAGGCCUAAACGUUCCCAUGAAGAGGCAAUGUUCUUUAAUAUGUAUCGAAUGAGGCCAACUUCAACUUCUCAUAUCUUACACCCUCCUUCUGGCAGUAGAACCGAUGCCACUGUGUCUAAAUGGGAGCGCACUAUUCCCUUGAAUGUGGUCCCCACAGUGCAGUAUCCUCCACGUGUGGGGCAAGUUGCACCUUUUGGGUGUCAAGUACCUUCAAACAGAUUCAAGGAUGCCAGCGCAGGUCCUUCGGUUAUUUCUCAAGCAGCUGCCGACGAAGGGUCCCGAACAGGAAUUAAAGGUUCUGGAAUUUUGAGCUCUAUUAAUGCCAGAAGUGUAGUCUCUGAUAGAAGCCCCUCUGAGAUGCUGCUGACUGGCACCAAGCAGAAGUCUGGCAUUCAUAAUUCUGAGCCAGAAUCUUCAACUCCUUCAAGCCGACAUGGAUUAUCAUCUGCCUGUCGCCAGAUGACUAUAUUUUAUGGUGGUCAAGCCCAUGUUUUUGAUGAUGUCCACCCAAACAAGGUAGGAUAUGUGUCAGAAAUUUACCUUCCCUGUUCGAAAGGUCUAGUGAUACGUCAGGCACUUCUCAUGAAAUUCAACAGUGGAAAGAAUGGGUAGCCUGGGGACUUCUUUGGAAGGUUUCACUGACAUAUAGGAAAGGUUAUUUAUCCUUGUCAAAUGAUCUCUUUAACAAGCAUCUGGCUGUUGACGUGUCCCCCACGUGCGCAGGAAAAUCAUUCACCACCAGUGUUGGAGGGAAACAAUUUGGGAAGUUGACAAGCGUGACUGUUCUAGGAGGGGGUUGAUUUUUUUUAAGGCAUAGGUGGCGUGGAGGUGGCAUCCCAUCUCUUUUUUGGAAUUCUGGGAACAGGGAUGCAGCAGUGGAGGAUUAUUUGCAUUUUGGGUGUAUUCAAUUAUUUAGGGAUGUUUCCUUUGGUGUUUGUUCUAGGAUUGGGAAUUGGAGCAAGUAGAGGCUCUUGUCACUUUAUUCUAUGACUUGACAGGAUUAGAGAUAAGGGAGAUUCUUCAUGAGGUGGAAAACGUCUAACUCAGGGAAUUUUAAGUUUUAACUUCUGUUGUUGUCCUCUGUAAUACUGUUACUUUUCUUGGAAAGGGCUUUGGAGUUUAAAUCCUCUUCCAGCGUUGACCUCUUUAUUUGAACAAUAGAUCGGCAGAUAAUCUGUAGUAUGGAGUCUAUGGACACAUUAGACACAUUAUAUGUUUUGUUAUUGUACAUGCAACUUGCUCACUUGUUCUAGGGUGGCUAUGGGGGAUGAGGCCGUUGGUUUUGUUGUUUAUUAGGUCUCUUGUGGAAUGUACUAGAGAUUAUUCCUUGUUGGAGUGGCAUGGGUGUGGGAAAAAAAGAGAUGGCAUGGGAUCCAUUGGUUUGAUGUGAAUAACUUGGGGAGAAAGAAAAUGAUGGUUUUUUGAUGGGUAGAGAGAAGACGCUUCAUGAAUGAUAUCUUCCCUGUUGAUCGAUAUCCUCCAAGGAUUCUGUUGCGCAGCUUCUGCUUUAGAAUUUUAUUGAACAUCAAGAGAAAUAUUAUGUUGGAUGCCUGCCUUUGCUAGCACUUUCUCAUUUUCCUUGUAUGCUGCGUUAGCUUUUGUCAUGUUUGGUACCUUCCUGUUGUCCAUUGUUUGAUGGAAAAAGUUACUUAUAAAAAAAAAAAAAUUUGUUUGAUGAAAAAAGCUGAUUGUGGGACUUUCCUCUUGUCGCACAUACGUGGAAUUGUGGAAAUAAUUUGGGAACUAGAUAUUACCACCUCCACCAGCCACGGAUUCAGCUUAUGCCCAUUGGGGGCACAUGCCCUCACUGGAAUUUUGUUUUUUGUUUUUUGUUUUUCGUUCUUUGUUCUUUUUUAUUUUAACAACCAGCUUUAAAAGUAACUCAUAUUUUUAACCUAUGCUAAAAGUUCCUCUUUUGUUUGUGAACUACACGAAACGAAAGCACACAAACCCUCCACUCUGAGCUCCAAGCAUCAGCGAUUUAGCCAUCUUGAAUUCAUCAGGACAAUAUGCCAGAGCUUGCAGUCAUCACCGGUGUUUUGCUUCCGGUGCUUGACCGCCACGGCGAACAAUUAGCCAGCAUUUAAUUGAGUUAGAGCUUCUCAAUUUUUACAUUCAUCUUUCUCCACAAAAUUUUUGGGGAAACUCUACCACUUAUUCAACUUGGUUUACUGAAGUUUCCUAAUUGGUUUAUAGCAUUGGUAAGAUGCUGCAACUUGCUGAGUAAAUUUCCGAUCUCCACCGCACUUUUUAUGAGUUUUUGUCUUCAUUGUGCCCCCGCUAGUGGUUUUGUUUCUUGCUAUGCCACUGACCUCCACUAGGGUAUUGGUUAAUCCCGCCUCACGGGAUUGUUCUCCCUCAUCAAACGGUCAGAGAUAAUAAUUCUCCAAUUAUCCAGUUCUUUAUCCCUCUCUUACUCAUAUUGGUAC